This is a messenger RNA of Aspergillus caelatus, 810 nucleotides long. RefSeq names its product SDR family NAD(P)-dependent oxidoreductase. The record is from RefSeq and is a predicted model, not a curated record. NCBI's taxonomy places the organism in Eukaryota, Fungi, Ascomycota, Eurotiomycetes, Eurotiales, Aspergillaceae. The transcript has 3 exons. Bases 1 to 810 code for a protein of 269 amino acids.
AUGGCGCGAGCUUAUACAUUUCCCGGUGUGGCCGUCAUCACCGGAGCGGGUGGGACUGGUAUCGGAGCAGCAGUUGCAAGAAGUUUUGCCUCGGCGGGCUGUGACAGAAUCGCAAUCACAGACCUUAACCCAGCAUCGUUAGAUGAAACCAAACAAGCAAUUCUUAGCUCCUACCCCCAAGUCCACUUCGUUUCCCGAGCGGGUAAUAUCGCAGAUGAACAAUUCGUGGACUCGUUCAUUGCCGAGGUAGCCCAUACCUUUGGACGGUUGGACUACGCAGUGAACUGCGCUGGAAUCUUCGGAGAUGCUUUGCGAUCGACAGAGAUGUCGACGGAGAACUUUGACCAAAUAAAUAAUGUCAACUAUCGAGGAUGUUGGCUAUCUUCAAGGGCAGAACUAAGACAGAUGAUCAAGCAGGAGCCGCUACCGAGUCAUGAUCCUAGUCGCUCUCCUCAGAGGGGGGCUGUGGUCAAUAUUGCAAGCCAGCUAGGCAUGGUUGGCCGCCCUAAGGCUCCUGCCUACUGUAGCUCCAAAGCCGCCAUAAUCGCCAUGACACGGUCUGAUGCUAUAGAUUAUUCGAAAGAUGACAUCAGAGUGAAUUGUGUCUGCCCCGGUAUAAUCGAGACACCGAUGACAACACACAGCGAGGAAGUUCGCGAAAGGCUGAGGCCCGCCGUGGAUAUUGCCCCCAUGAGAAGAAUGGGGCAGCCAGACGAAGUUGCGGAUACGGUAUUGUUCCUCUGUUCCACUUUCGCAUCUUUUGUUCAGGGCCAUGCCUUGGUUGUGGACGGGGGGUAUGUACUCAAUUAA